AUGAACAUUGGAGAUGAAAGAACCAGUGGUGAUUGCAAAUUUAUAAAAGAUGAACAAGAACAUAGACAAGAACAAGAACAAGAACACGAACAAGAGCAAGAGCAUGAACAUGACAGGGAAGGAGAGCAAGAGGAGGAUAAUGAACCCGUUACUUCUUUGAAAGAUCUAAAUAUAUCAGACAAGAAGAAGCUAUCAUCAAACGUUAUACGCGGGAGAAAGGCAAGUACUUAUUUGAGAAUAUUCAGAGAUGACGAAGGGUUAACGGAUAACAAUAUACAUAGACAAAUCAUCAAGCAACAAGAGCUGAAUGCAAGACAAGAACCGCAACCAGUGCCACAGAAGCCACAACAGGAGGUAGUUGUACAUCCUCAGCAAGAUAAGAAAACAAAGAAACCAACAUCUUUCUAUGAUACUAAUUACAAGUUUUCCAUUAAGCCUGAAGGGAAAUCUUCGAGAUCUCAAAAUCCUCUAGCGUCGAAGCCUUAUGCAGUAGCGAAAUAUUUGGAAUCUGCAAUUUCUGAACCGAAUAAACAACAGCAGCAACAGAUGCAACAAACCGAUUUGGGUUUAAAACCAGUUUCAUCGGCUACAUAUUAUCCGCAUAAAUCGAGGGGUUCUACGCGGUCAAUAAGUGAUGAAGAGCCUGGCGAGGGGACUGCGAUCCCAGUUGUCCCAAGAUUUCAAUAUAAAGGUACGUCGGUUGCUGAGACCGAAGCGACAACACUAGCAUCGAUUACACACGACCAUGUGGCGCAAUCACCGGAUGGACGAGCUUCAGGUUCAAUUUCAGAAGCAGCUGUGGAAAGUGAUGAAGAUUACUACGAUGAUAAUGAGGAAGAUGAAGAAGAGAAAGAUAGUGUUUAUCCUUUAGCCGUUGAACUACAGCCUUUUACCAAUAACGUUGGCGGUCACACUGCGAUCUUCCGUUUUUCAAAACGCGCUGUUUGCAAGGCUUUAGUCAAUAGAGAGAAUCGAUGGUAUGAAAAUAUUGAAGUUAAUCAUAAAGAAUUGUUACAAUUCAUGCCUCGUUACAUUGGCGUGUUAAACGUUAGACAGCAUUUCCAUAACAAAGAAGAUUUUUUGAGAGAAUUAUCAUCUUCGCAAAGGCAUAAACAAGAGCAUAGGGCAUUUCCAUCAUCACGGUGUAUUAAACUGUACCAACAACAACGGCAGCAACUGGAGAAUCAAGACCAGCAGCAUCAACAUCAGCAUUAUGAUCAACAUCAGCAACAGCAGCAGCAGCAACGAGGACAAUACCUGCCACAAUUUCAACAAAAUAAUUGCUCAAGAAGCAUUUCUUGUAAUAGUAGCAGUGAAAUGGGUGGGUUACCUGAAGUGGUUCUUAGCGAUAAUAGACACAUGGUGCCGGAUUCCAUGUUAAGCAUGUAUCCAUCCAACUUAUGCAAUUCCUCAGGAACAGGUUCUUUUCUACAGUCAACAGGCGGAUCGUCUGGUAAAGAAUCAUCGGGUUCCACUACGGUAAAUACCAAAUUGAAAGAAUUAGUACUACAGGAGGUAUUUGCGCUUUCACCAGGAGAGCAUGAUAUAAUAGAAGGUCAUUUGAAAAAGGUAAGAAGACCAUCAUCAAUAAAGAAAAGUCGUUCAAGUUCUCAAGAUUCUUCGUCACAAUCAACCUCAAGAAGAGGCUCUAAUUAUUCUUUGAAAAAUGUUCCAAAUCAAGGUUCAGGUUCUCCUCUUUUGAAGAAAUCAAUUAGAGAGACCAUUUCUCACUCUUUGAAUAGUCCAAGUUCAAUGAUGGAUUUGAGACAAUUUCAGAAGAAGGAACUGGUCAGGGAAAAAUCACAACUAAGAAGGGCAAGCUUGUCAUCUUCAAAAGAUGAGAACAAUCCUACGAUCUCGCCAUUAUCACUACCGAGAGACCAUCCAUUAGUGGAGGAGUUUGCAGUGGAAAAUGAGGAUGAUACAAACUUCAGCCUUGAUGGUAAAGAAAAUCAUACUAAUACUAUCAGUACUACUAAUAGUGACAUUACUAAUAAUACUAGUAGUGCCGGUAGUACUAGCAAUACUAGUCAUCUCGCAAAACCAAGUCAAGGUAAGCAUAACGAAUCAAUUACUUUUGAAGAACAUUCCGAUACUGUUGUAUCAAAAUUUAUAUUAUUGGAAGAUUUAACAAGAAAAUUGAAUAAACCUUGUGCUCUCGAUCUAAAGAUGGGAACAAGACAAUACGGUGUAGACGCUAAACCAUCCAAACAACAUUCACAACGUAAGAAAUGUUUAAAGACAACUUCUAAAAAAUUAGGAGUUCGUAUCUGUGGUCUAAAGAUUUGGAAUCAAACUUAUUACAUCACAAGAGAUAAAUAUUUCGGUAGAAGAGUACAGGCUGGUUGGCAAUUUACAAGAGUCUUAGCGAGAUUCAUCUACGACGGUCUUCAUAUUUCAAGUGUCGUUAGACAAAUCCCCAGGUUGACCAAACAAUUAGAUACCUUAGGUUCAGAAAUUGCCCAUUUAAAAGGUUACAGAUUAUACGGAUCAUCACUUCUUUUAAUGUUUGAUGGCAAUGAUUCAGGUAACAAAAGAUGUAGGGUUAAAGUGAAUCUGAUCGAUUUUGCCCGUUGUGUGACAAAAGAGGACUUAAAGGAAAGUUACGAUUUAUUCCGUAUACCACCAAAGAAUCCUGAUGUUGAGGAUCGUGGAUUUUUAAGAGGGGUUCGUAGUUUGAAAUUUUACCUGAUGCUAAUUUGGAACUAUUUGACUAACGACGCUCCACUUUGUAACGAUGAUGAAGAGUUACAAACAUUUUUACAAGAGAACGUUGAAAAAUUCGACAAACCAUGGGAUUGGUUGGAUGAGUUUGAUGAAGAAGAUGAAGAAGAAUUUAAUAGUCCAACCAGUCCAUUGAGGAAAAAAUGGAGAAAAUACGAAUUAAUCUUCAACACGGAACCAAGAUUCACUAACGAUGGAGAGAUGAGCGAUUAA
Zygosaccharomyces rouxii is the source of this 2937-nucleotide messenger RNA. RefSeq names its product inositol polyphosphate kinase KCS1 (gene KCS1). Bases 1 to 2937 code for a protein of 978 amino acids. Gene Ontology annotation, cellular component: nucleus; cytoplasm. Gene Ontology annotation, molecular function: inositol hexakisphosphate kinase activity. Gene Ontology annotation, biological process: inositol phosphate biosynthetic process; phosphatidylinositol phosphate biosynthetic process. The transcript has a single exon. NCBI's taxonomy places the organism in Eukaryota, Fungi, Ascomycota, Saccharomycetes, Saccharomycetales, Saccharomycetaceae. The record is from RefSeq and is a predicted model, not a curated record.